AGGGCUGCCCCAUCGAAUCUUUCCUCACUCAGAAGAUGGAGAACAGGAAACUCAGCUUGUCUUUCCUGAUCGGGCUAUGCGCCACAUGCUCCCUCCUGCUUCUCCUUGUCCGAUCAGGGUACAAGAGCACGAGGCUGGUUGAAAGCGAAGUCUUUGAGGCUCCUGCAUACGAGAUGAUCCCGGUUGAGCCGGUGGCAUUCAGAGGGCCUUCGAUCUAUCCUGGAAGCAUGUUGUCGAAUUGGAAAUGCUCCAAAUAUUGUGGCGUAGGGUUCAGCAUCUGUCUUUCCAAGCCCCAGACGCAGUCCGUCAAUGAUUGCGUAGCCACCAAGAACUCCUGCUCCAAGUAUCAGUGCGCUGAUAUGGAGGCACUUCCACGAAAGAUCGAAUGUUUCGAGGCAGCAAAGGACAACUACGAUCAUUGUGUUAAGUACAGUGGGCACGACGACAGCUCACGCGCGCAUUGCAAGUUCCUUUAUGCAGAUUAUGCAGCUAAAUGUUAAGUAAUGAGCCUUUCAAAACAAGCUUCUCUUGGGCUAGACACGUAUUGAGAAGAUGAAUGUUUCUGCGGAUAAUUUGUAUAUGUGACAGUAAGUCAUGAGUAUGCUCUAGUCCUUGAGUUAGUGUUCCACCACUCGCAGCUGAUGGAUCGACUUCUCCAGACUAUCUAAUGAUAACAACGUCGCACGACGCCAAGCCCAGAUGGAAAUCAAGGCGUGGCAAUAGCUAACUAUCUGCUUCCCGCUCGCAAAAGGAAAACAAAGGUUUUAAUGUAUUAAUGUAGAGUGAAACAGGCCUACUGCCGAUGGUCUUGAAAUGUGAAUAACUAAGGAAAAUUUUGAGAAUGAGCGACACCAUUUCCUCCUUGCCAGUCGUUGGUAGCGAAGUCAGUGAGAGGCUCUCCUGAGUAUGGCAAAAGAUUUCCAACGCUGUGACUUGCAAGCUCGUCCUUCACCUUAUCAUAAUCCACCGACGAGUCAGUCACGAGGUUCCAGUUGUCCUCCACAGGAACCUUGAACCUCUGGCGAAUGGAAGAGGUGC
This is a messenger RNA of Guillardia theta CCMP2712, 1038 nucleotides long. RefSeq lists its product as hypothetical. The record is from RefSeq and is a predicted model, not a curated record. The transcript has 8 exons. The coding region runs from base 36 to 500 and encodes 154 amino acids. Lineage: Eukaryota; Cryptophyceae; Pyrenomonadales; Geminigeraceae.